AUGCACGAUCUUUCCGUCACGAAUGCUACACCAUCAGAAGGAGGUUAUGGUGGUGGUCUACCAGUGACGAUUCUUGGCUAUGGAUUCAAUGGAACCGAUGUCACUGUCAACAUAUGUAAUCAGUCUUGUUUAUUGGUACAAAUCGUGUCUAAUGUUCAACUCAUUUGUGUUACACCUGAAGUUUCGAUGGCCGAAGUGAAUAGUUCGUGCAAUUUAACAGUGACUGUAAAUGGUAUCAGUAAAAAUACACUAUUCACCUACAAAGCUAAUUUGACUGCAAUAGUAACAUCAGUGAGUCCAACUCGAGGUGGAACCGGUGGUGGAACGAGGAUUACUAUCAAUGGAAACAAUUUUCCAACUUCUGCAAAUGUCGUAACGGUGACUAUUGCCGACUCGCCAUGUUCAUUACAAACAGUCACAACAACAAGUAUUACAUGUGAAACUGGCAGUUAUCAAUACAGAAGUGUACGAGCCCAAGUCAAGGUAUUUAUCGAUGGUAGUGGCUAUGCGAUCAGUUCAGUUGAGUUCCAAUACAUUGAUCUUUGGUCGAGUCCAUGGACAUGGGGUGGUAAUGAGCCACCAGAAGCUGGUACACUUGUGGUAAUUGACAACUAUGUGACUAUCUAUUUGGAUAUUGAAACACCUAUUCUGAAAGUACUUGUUAUCGAUAAUGCUACAUUAAUUUUCGAUGAUUCUCAAGAUGUUGCUUUGAAUGUUGAGUAUAUUAUCAUAGUCAACAGUGGUCAUCUUCAAGUCGGAACAGAGUCAAAUCCAUUUCAACAUCGUGGUAUUAUCACUAUGUAUGGACACUUGCGAUCAAUCGAAUUGCCUAUUUUUGGUGCCAAAGUGUUGGCUUUGCGUGAAGGAACAGUGGACAUGCAUGGAAUGUCCACUAUUCAAACUUGGACACAACUCGGAGCAACAGCUAAUAAUGGCUCAACAGUAAUUACUCUUCUUCAACCUAUCGAUUGGAAUGUCAAUAGUCAAAUCGUUAUCGCAACUACAAGUGAUCGUUUCAGUCAAAAAGAAAACGAAAUUCGUCGAAUUGUAAAUAUCUCAUCGGAUAGACUUACAUUAACCUUGGACACACCAUUGAAAUAUACCCAUUUGGGUGCUACACAAACGUUGAAUUCAACAACCAUCGAAAUUCGCGGCGAAGUUGGUCUUCUUUCUCACAAUGUCGUCUUUCAAGGUUCAAUUACAGAAACAUGGGAUGAAACCAUAGAAGAAUGUCCGGCUGGAUUCAAUCCAGUAGCUGGUAGCACUCAUUAUGGUUAUUGGUAUCGAUUGAGUAAUAAAACUGAAGGACUUUCAGUUCUCAUCAAUCCCAACUAUUGUCCUAAUCGACAGCCUUUCGGUCGCUUCUACAAUAAUACUGUACAUAGUACGGGUCGAUUUGGAGUCUGGAUCUAUCCUGAAUAUGCUCCCACAAUCACGGGUGAUUGUAGCGAUACUCAACCGUCACAAGCAGUAUUCGAAGGCUUGAUAUCGUGGAAAAAUAAUAAAGGCAUCGAGUUAGUCAUGACUCGUACGACACAAAUCAAGAAUGCAAUAGUCUUUGACAAUGCUGAUAUAGGUAUUGCCUACGUCACAGCUGUUGGUCAUCAAGAAACCAAUCCACCGUAUCUGCGUGCAACAUUCUAUGAUAUUGAUAGUGGCUCAUCAGUUAUUGAUAGUAUAAUUAUCGGUGAUGUGGGUAUCUCCUCCACUCCAAUCGUACCAUCCACUGCAGGUCUUGUGGUCAUGUGGGAUCGUGGUCUUCGUGUUCACAAUGUUACUUUCAUCAAUUUUCCAAGCAAUGAGACACGUGCUAUAUUCGGACCAAUCAUCCUUGGUAGAUGUACUGAUCGUUGUGGAGGUUGGCUAACAAAGUUUUCCAACAUAUCUUUUAUAAAUGUUUCGAUUCGUGGCAAAUUUCGAUGGGAAUACGAUGCUCUAUAUCAUGAUGAGGAUGGUACUUUGGGUGGACAAUCUGAUUCAAUAAUCAUGGCACCUGAUGGUAUCAUAAAUGCAUCAUCGACAUGUACACUAGUACCCAAUUUCGAAAAUGCUAUUCAAUGUCCUCUAUCAGAAGGCAUUUGUUUAGUUGAAAAUCCAUCAACAGCUAACACAAGUAUUGAUAUAGAAAUAUCAUUUCGAGUUUACAUAUGUCCAUGCUACAACUGUGGAUGUCCAACAACUACAACUACAACGGCCACUACAGCUACAACAACAACGGAAACAACGACAACGACUACAUCAGCUACAACUACUACGACUACGUCAGCUACAACUACUACGACUACAUCAGCUACAACAACUACAACUACAUCAGCUACAACAACUACAACUACAUCAGCUACAACAACCACAGCUACAACAACCACAACUACAACAGCCACUACAAAUACUGAGACAACAACCACAUCUACUAUCUAUCUACCUCCAGUACAACCCGUUGAUGAAUUACCAUCAAGUCCGCAACUAGUAAGAGUUCACUUAAACUUGCCUCACCUUUUGCUUCAAUAUAUUUUUAAAAAAAUCAUAAGAGAAUAUACUCAAACAUUUUCUUUCGUAUCAUCCUGCCUUCAUAUUUUGAUUUCACUUAAUGCACGAAAA
Rotaria sordida is the source of this 2598-nucleotide messenger RNA. NCBI's taxonomy places the organism in Eukaryota, Metazoa, Rotifera, Eurotatoria, Philodinida, Philodinidae. The record is from the annotation of a GenBank genome assembly.